AUGGCAUCUCCUCACAGAGAGAGGGCUGGCACAGCAAGUCCUGCAGCGCGUACACCUCGAGCCGAUCAUCCCGCCAGAAAAAGUCAUAACUCUCCAUACCGCCACAGUCCUCGCCGCUCUGAAAUAUUAGUUGAGGAAAUUGGUGCGCUUCACCUCCGCGAAGAACGUGCCUGGAGGCAGAGACAAGACGAAAGGGAUGCAGAACAGGAACGCCGCCAUCAGCAGGCUCUUGCGCAAGCAGCCGCCGAACACGAACGCAUCUUGCGCAAUGCUAUCGAGACUGCCGAAACCGAAGCACUAAAGCAGGAACGCGAGCGGAUGCAGAAGGAAGAGGAGGAGCAUCGCGCACUUGAAGCUGAGCGCUCAGCAAAGGCCGCAAGAGAGGCUGCUGAGAGACAACGGAAGAAACAGGAGCUUGAGCGACAAGAGCAGGAGCAACAAAAACGGGCGGCCGAGGAAAGAGAGAUACACGAGAAGGAAGCCAGACUCAAAGAGCAGAAGAGACAGAACGAAGCAGAUGCUUUGCGAAGGCAACAAGAACAGCAGGCUUCGAAGCGCAAAGCGAAAGAGGAAGCCGAUGCUGCUGCUGCCGCGGCCGCCGCGGCCGCUGCCACGAAAUCUGCUGCCACUGCUGCUCCAGUGCAAACAGUCCCACAAUCUCAACCGCAACCUGUAUCUACCCCAGUUGUGCAGUCUGGUAAUGUACCUGCAGCUCCAUCCGCACCCAAGGUCGCUACUCAGCCAGUUGCGUCCUCUACAAUAUCCUCUGGACCCUCACAACUAAAGUCCACGCCAGAGCAACUAGAAGCAGUGCACAAACAAUAUCUCGCCAUCCACAAGGCGUUGAAGGAGAUGAGGAACACGGCCAGGAAGCAACUUAAACAGUCUGGUAUCGACAUCGGCGAUUACCGUAGAAAAAUCAAUACAGUGAUGGGCCAAUUCACCCCGGACAAGGUCAAGAACAGAUCGGCGCUCAAGAGGGUACUCGAGAUUCUCAACGAGGUCCUGAGAUAUUCUGAACCAACCAUCAACAUAACUCCCUUGCUCGCCAUUCCUCAAGAUAACUUGGAACGCCGCAUGCCGUUAGCUCUGGUGUAUUUACUCAACACGAUCGCCAAAACGGUCAUCAGUCAGUUCUGCAACGACAACAUAGCAACAGUGGAUGCUCUUGCGAUUGUGCUGGUCACCGUGUUCUCGAAGAAAGAGUUCCUGUUCAACGGCACCACUUCGCUCAUUGACAUCCUCUUGGCUAAGUAUCAUGUGGUCUGCCCAGUCUUGUUCGGUAUACAUGGCGAUGAGAAGACCGCCGCGGGAAGAGAAAGGAUAGGUUGGUGGAGGGACGGCGAUGACUUUAUUGAUUCCGAAGUCCACAAGAACCGCAUGCUGGGCCUUGCCACAGGAUAUGGCUGUAUAUCCUUGCGUGACUUUAGCAAGUCGGCCAUGAACAACCCUUUCCCGCCACCGAAUUACUGGCGGGCGCUGAGUUAUUUUGCCAAUACACCGCCGGCACAUCUACAACCGACGCACUGGAUCGUUCUCAAGGCACUGGUCGACACGCAUAUCGAAAAGUUCCUGAAGUUCUACGGACAGGCAGGUCUGGCGGCGUUGAGAACGGUGUUGGUGGAGCUCCCCAAGAACGCGCCUCAGAACUCAGCUAAAGAUGCAGUUGUGAUAUACCCAGAGAUGCUGCGGACUACUAAGCGUUUGACGUUAUGA
This is a messenger RNA of Aureobasidium namibiae CBS 147.97, 1716 nucleotides long. RefSeq names its product GLE1-domain-containing protein. The transcript has 2 exons. NCBI's taxonomy places the organism in Eukaryota, Fungi, Ascomycota, Dothideomycetes, Dothideales, Saccotheciaceae. The coding region runs from base 1 to 1716 and encodes 571 amino acids. Gene Ontology annotation, biological process: poly(A)+ mRNA export from nucleus; regulation of translational termination; regulation of translational initiation. Gene Ontology annotation, cellular component: nuclear pore cytoplasmic filaments; cytoplasm; nuclear pore. Gene Ontology annotation, molecular function: phospholipid binding; inositol hexakisphosphate binding; translation initiation factor binding. The record is from RefSeq and is a predicted model, not a curated record.